AUUGUAGGGACGUGCUGGUGGAAUGAAUCAGUUGGGGCUCAGGAAGACAUCUUCGCGCGGUUGAAAUUCGAGGUUGGAAAGGGACGUCAACGUAUCAACCGGGCGGAGGAUUGGACAAACAAGGCUGAACAAAUCAAUGCAAUUAACAAAUAAACACAAACCCGGACUGUGUGACCACGACAAAACAGUAGAAACGGUGUAGAGAAUAUCAUUCUUCAACGUCUUGCAAUUCGGAGGAAAUCAUUUUAAAAGAUGCAUUAACUUUAGGAGCAGGAAAGGUAUCGCAAUAUCUGGAUUUUGGGGGGAUUUUAUUGUAUUGUAUAAAUGGGAUAGGGAACUCUAGUCCACACUCCAGCACAGUAGGUGGCGGCAAUGCGCCCUGCGUUGGAUGCCACCCGACAAAAGAAGAAGAAGAAGGAGGGGAAGAAGAAGAAGAAGAAGAAACCGUUAUCUGCCUGUCGCGCGCGUUUAAUCUCGUCUGAGCCGUCCAUUGUAUCGCGUCUCCAAAACAUGGCCGAGAACAUGACUCUGCUGUGGGGCUCCGGCUCUGCUCCCUGCUGGAGGGUCAUGAUCGCCCUGGAGGAGAAGAAGCUGCAGGGCUACAACCAGAAACUGCUCUCCUUCGACAAGAUGGAGCACAAGUCACAGCAAGUGUUGGACAUGAACGCAAGGGGACAGCUUCCCUCCUUCAAACACGGAGACGUCAUCGUGAAUGAAUCCUACGCGGCCUGCUUCUACCUGGAGAGUCAGUUUAAGUCUCAGGGAAAUCGGCUGAUCCCAGAGGGCCCCGCUGAACAAGCUCUGAUGUACCAACGCUUUUUUGAGGGCGUCACGUUCUACGAAAAACUCACUGCGGUUAUCUACUAUGACUGGUUUGUCCCUGAAGAAGAGCGGCAUGACUCGGCUCUAAAGAGAAACAAAGAAGCUCUGGCCACUGAGCUCAAGCUCUGGGAGGGUUACCUGCAGAAGCUGGGCCCCCACCUGGCUGGGCCGGCCUUCUCUCUGGCUGACGUCGCCAUCUUUCCGACUGUCGCUACUCUCUUCAGAUACGGGUUGUCCGCAGAGAAAUACCCCAAACUGGGAGAGUAUCACGCUCUGCUGAAGGAUCGGCCCAGCGUGAAAGCCAGCUGGCCUCCUCACUGGCUGGAGAACCCCAACGGAGACGGCGGACUCCAAGACGUCUGAGAGCCACUUGUUCGGUCUGCUGAGGUUGCAGCUCGCAGUUUGUUCACAUAGGAUACAGCCGCUAAAGUGAUUUUUCUGUUAAUGGGUAAGAAGAAAAGCGCGUGCUCCGACCCAGUUGUGCUUCUAGUCCAACUAGCUGUUGUUUUUAGGUUGAGUUUUUGCAAUAUUUCUCCAGUUUUGGUGAAAGCCCUGCCAAUGAUGAAUACAGGCUUUUGUCAACCUGCAGCAUGUGAUGUUUGCAGAGUACUGGGCAAAGACUGCAGGGUAACUUAUAUUUGUGUGGUUGACAAUGGAAGCUUUUGUUGCCUAGAUGCACUCCCUGUAUACUUAACAUCAAUGUCUGUCAACUGAUAUAAACAAAAGCCACUAACAACA
This is a messenger RNA of Pungitius pungitius (ninespine stickleback), 1560 nucleotides long. Its product is annotated as glutathione S-transferase A-like. Gene Ontology annotation, biological process: glutathione metabolic process. Lineage: Eukaryota; Metazoa; Chordata; Actinopteri; Perciformes; Gasterosteidae. The transcript has 6 exons. The record is from RefSeq and is a predicted model, not a curated record. Gene Ontology annotation, molecular function: glutathione transferase activity. The coding region runs from base 373 to 1185 and encodes 270 amino acids.